Molecule: messenger RNA, 864 nt
Organism: Seminavis robusta
Lineage: Eukaryota; Bacillariophyta; Bacillariophyceae; Naviculales; Naviculaceae
Source: the annotation of a GenBank genome assembly
GCUCGUGACAACGUCGAAGCCCCCAUCACCGGUUGUGUCAAAGGAAGUCUUAGUGAGAAAGCUCAUCACAGUCUUGGUGUCAAUUCCGAUGUCAUAAAACCAAGAAAUCCACAUCGAGAAAGCAACACUUACUUUGAGAAAGCAACACUUUUUUCUUUCGCAGAAAUCACCAUGACCUACUUCUAUGCGUCCACAGCUAGCAUCGCUUCGACCUCCGGCUGGGAUGAGAUCACGCUGGCGAAUGCCAUGCUGAACGUCUCACUCUCAUCGCCAGGUUUGCAACGACGGGACUCUCGAGAAAACACAUCAUCACCCAUGCAGCUCCGAAGAGCGGACGGAGGCUGGGGCAGUCAGACCACAAGACAGACUUACAGAAACGAUCUCUGCACUCUUAGUCAACACAACAGCACUGUAGCAGCUCCAGUGAAUCAACAGCCCGCGUCACCAGCACAGUCAACUGGUGAUUACUUUAACUUUGACCUGUGAACUUGAUGAUAUCCAUCGAAUAGAGCCGGUAUCGCUUUCUCACUCCGCACAACCUUCCUCGAUAAUUGUGCGCGGCAGCAUCACCAUCCAACUCUCCAAGGACGACAAGGGAACACACUCCCUCACAGCUAUCCACCUGCUACCGCUACGCUACCCCAAAUCAUUAUUUGUGGGUUCACUUGCAUUUGCCCCUUUAUACAGUACAGCACACCAGGGAUUGAAUUCAGCCAAGCCAGCAGUUUCUGGUCCUUGCAGCCUCCUGGCGCCCGCGGUGACUGGCCCUUCUAUGCCAACACUACAAUCUGACUGUUUCUCAUCAGAGCUUACAAUCAAAUAGCAAACACUUUGUAACACAGAAAUAGUACAUCAUUUUCAUUC